ACAUAAUCAGCAAAAAAUUUAGACAAAUCAGAAACGAAAUCAGAUGAUUUUGUGUUGAUUUUCAUGGCUUGUUGCCGGUGAAAAUUUUUUGAUUGCAAAUUAGGUGCAUUUAAACAUGGCAGGCAACGACUCUCCAAAGGCGAGCGGCAGCGUGGACGCCGGAGAGGCUGACACGAGCGGCGCCGUGACCAUCGAGGAAAUUAUCGAGCCGGAGGACGGGGCGAACAGCCAGGACAACACGUGCGAGGCCGCCAGUUCGCAAGGUCCAAACACUGCUUCCAAGCCCAAUCGCUACUUCUUGGACUCGCGCCUGCUGCCCAGAGUUUACGAGUUCAUCAAGCAGUUGCGACAGAAACCUGGCGACCACCACAUCCAAGUCAAUGACGUGAUCAAUUACCUCAUUCGGAACUACAAAGAGUACGAAAGAAAGAAAAAGGAGCCGUUCAGAGCUUGUGUCACUUCUGCACUGAAAGUCAUCUUAGAGGAAGAGGCGAAUCAGGAAAGUGACUCAGACAUUGAAGAGGACGAUGGAAGUCCUGAAGCCAUAAUUGCCCUUGCUAACAAGACAAGUUCAAACAGCCUACUUAAUCAGAUGUACAUGAAAAGAAAUCAAGCAAGAAAUGCUACCAUGGAGCAAGAGUUGAUCGACAUAACCAGUUCUGAUGAUGACUCGCCUCCCAAAACUGCACCUGCUUCUACUACCAUUUCCAUUAAGCCUAGGGUUAGCAUAAUUAAGGAAAAUAGUGCUGCACCUGCUUCUAAGCCCAGUGCUCCGGUCCAGCAGAAGGCAUCAGCUCCCACCAGUAGCUUGAAGAAACGCAAAACGCCCCAAGAAGAAAAUGCCAACAGAGUUGCAACACCAGCAAAAAGGAGGAAAUUUGCUAAUGAGGCAAAAGCGUCCUCUGUUACUUUCAAUGACAUUGGAGGCAUUGAACACUGCUUGAAGGAUGUGUGCCAACUUUUGGUUCACAUCAAACAUCCUGAGGUUUACGAUCGACUUGGAGUUUCACCUCCGAGGGGAUUCCUACUCCACGGACCUCCUGGAUGUGGCAAAUCCUUACUUGCAAAUGCAAUUGCUGGGGAACUAAACAUCCCUCUUAUGAAAGUGGCUGCGACAGAAUUGGUGGCCGGCUUGUCAGGAGAGUCUGAAGAGAGGAUUCGCGAAGUUUUUGAAAAUGCCAAGGCGUCUGCCCCCUGUGUGUUGUUCCUGGAUGAAAUCGACGCAAUUGCUCCACACAGAGCAAAUGCCCAGAGGGAAAUGGAGAGGAGAAUUGUGGCUCAGUUGCUUGUUUCGUUGGAUGAUUUGUCAGAGAGCGAAGGACAGGUCAUUGUAGUUGGAGCCACAAAUAGGCCAGAUUCUCUUGAUCCUGCCCUAAGAAGGGCUGGUCGGUUUGAUAGGGAGGUCUGCCUCGGAAUACCAAAUGAAAAGGCACGAGUUAGCAUUUUGGAUGUAAUUUGCGCCAAGUUGAGGUUGUCCACUGACCUGGACCUGGCAGAGCUUGGAAAGCUGACGCCAGGUUUUGUAGGUGCCGAUUUGACUUCACUUGCGAGGGAGGCGGCAAUGGCUGCUGUAAAUAGAGUCCUGAGUACCUUGAAAGUUCAAGCCGAGUCGAUUGCUUCAACAUCGAAAGCUGUAGAAACCCCAGUUGAAAACGGCAUUGAUCACACCUCUGUUCCUGUUGAGAAGAACCUGCAUCAGCUCUCGUUGGAAGACCUGAUGGAAUGGCUGAAAGACAAACCGCCCAUUUCUCAAGAAGAGCUGGAGAAACUACACAUUGAGCGUCAGGACUUCAUGGUGGCUCUGAAAAAGGUCCAGCCAUCGGCUAAGCGCGAAGGCUUUGCAACUGUCCCAGAUGUCACUUGGAAUGACAUUGGAUCCCUCAAGGACAUCAGAGAAGAACUCAAGAUGACUGUUUUGGCGCCAGUGCAAUUUUCUGAAGAGUUCUCAAACCUUGGUCUUUCAACUCCGGCUGGCGUUUUGUUGUGUGGCCCUCCUGGUUGUGGAAAAACAUUGUUGGCCAAAGCAGUGGCCAAUGAAGCUGGCAUCAACUUUAUCUCAGUGAAAGGCCCUGAACUUCUUAACAUGUACGUCGGUGAGAGUGAGCGAGCAGUUAGGCAGUGUUUCCAGAGGGCGAAAAACUCUGCUCCCUGUGUCAUUUUCUUUGAUGAACUGGAUUCCCUCUGUCCCAAGAGGUCUGAAUCAGGAGAGGGAAGUGCCACAAUGCGGGUGGUGAACCAAAUGCUGACGGAGAUGGACGGAAUUGAAGGACGACUGGGCGUUUUUCUAAUGGCAGCUACAAACAGACCAGACAUUGUUGAUCCUGCUGUUCUCAGACCUGGAAGACUGGAUAAAAUCUUGUACGUUGGCCUGCCAGGACCGGAGGACAGGACAGACAUUCUCAGGGCACUUACAAAGAAUGGAACAUCUCCAAGAUUUGCAAACGAUGUGAGUUUGGAGGAGCUCGGAGAUGACAACCACACCAUUGGCUACACAGGCGCCGACCUGGCUGCCCUGGUGCGAGAGGCCAGUUUGCAGCUCCUGAAGGAGGUCAUGGCCAAUAAAAGCAGCACCAAAUCUCUGCUUGUUGAGCUUCGCCAUUUCAAUGCUGCAAUUAGCAGAAUCCGCCCCUCCGUGUCUGAUUUGGAUAAGCUAAAGUACGAGAGAUUGAAGGAGCAGUACGGCCCAAAAAACUAAACUGAAGAAAGCGUUGUCAAAGAAUUUGGCCAGAUUUUUAGCACAUGUUUCUAUAAAUAAAUAAACAUCAAUCUCAA
This is a messenger RNA of Neocloeon triangulifer, 2772 nucleotides long. RefSeq names its product nuclear valosin-containing protein-like (gene smid). NCBI's taxonomy places the organism in Eukaryota, Metazoa, Arthropoda, Insecta, Ephemeroptera, Baetidae. The coding region runs from base 116 to 2695 and encodes 859 amino acids. Gene Ontology annotation, cellular component: nucleus. Gene Ontology annotation, molecular function: ATP binding; preribosome binding; ATP hydrolysis activity. The record is from RefSeq and is a predicted model, not a curated record. The transcript has 15 exons. Gene Ontology annotation, biological process: ribosome biogenesis.